Messenger RNA from Trypanosoma rangeli, 1383 nucleotides. RefSeq lists its product as uncharacterized. Bases 1 to 1383 code for a protein of 460 amino acids. The transcript has a single exon. Lineage: Eukaryota; Euglenozoa; Kinetoplastea; Trypanosomatida; Trypanosomatidae. The record is from RefSeq and is a predicted model, not a curated record.
AUGGGUGAAACUGAGUUUUUUACCGAUCUCUUUGAGGAUGAGGCAAAGUUUGUGGGAAAGGUGCUUCUGGCAAUGACUGCUGUGGGUUAUUUGGCCUUUCAGGAGAGCGGUUCGACGCUCUUUCGCCGCGAUGACGUCCAGUACGCCAUUGACGCGUAUCUGACACAGGGAUAUGACCGAGGCAUCAUAACCUCCCGGGCCAACCAGCGUCUCGCGAAGAAAAUCAUUCUUAAUGGACUUCAGAUCAACGCCGUAAAGGAGCAAAUACGACUUGCUGUUGGAAGUGAGGCAAAGCUUAAGGCUCUCUCGGAGCUGUUUACUUUGUCACUUGCUAGUAUUUUAUGUGCUGCACAUAUCCAUAGCUUAAACAUUACACUUCAUGUUAUUAAAAAUAUGACAUUGGUGUUGGUGUAUGUCUUGAGGAAGCGAGAGGCGCACCGCGGUGGAACAGUGGUCUCAAAACUUCGUUCCUGGUGGUCAGGUGGCACUCAGAACCUUAUUAUGGAAACCGUUAUUGAACGUUUACGGCAACAGUUUGAGUCGUCUCCCUUUGCGCAGGCAGUGAAUGAGGACAUGGUAAUGUCAGAGGAUCUCUUGCAUUGCCUCUCUGUAGAGACACUCUUGAAGAUGGCCAUUCCUCGCGUGGUGGAGGCCUCCCUACAGGUGGUCAGGACUGCACUGAAUCGUCGUGCCCCACAAGUGUUUAGUGUAACUGGCAGGGUAACAGGAAGGGAUAUGCGGGAAUUGCUGGAUGAAUUGAGUGAGGACUUUGAAUCCUGUUUGGUGUGGUCGAAUUGGCUCACACCACCGUUGUCUGCAUCGUCGCCGUUACUGUCAUCACGAGGGGAAAUGGAGUCGCUAGGGACGAGCAACGGUGAAACCAAGGUCACGGACGCGGGGUCAGCCGAUUCAGAUGUUGACAAUGAUGUCUUCAAGUACCCGGCAGGAUCGACCGCCGUGUUGCCGGAUGGUUCCUCUGCGUCAAUGCGAAUGAAGCAGGAUCGCGCCGCUCUGGAAAGUUUCUUCGGCCCGCUACAUGAGGAGGAUCCAGAGGCUCGUGCAGCCCGUGAGCAGGAGCAGCGUCGUGAACAGUUGGCUCGGGAGCAGUCGGCAAGUUUCUUCUACAAAUUGAUACGUAGCGCUUCCUUCAACGAGAUUUGUAUUGCCCACGCUACAGAAGUGCUGGAGGACACCAAAAAAUUGGUGGUGGACUUGCGUUCUCUUGGCUCGUAUGACGCAGUGACAGACUCUGCCAAGAUGGCGCAUGUGAUUACCUUCCUUGAGAAUCAUCGUUUGCGGCUGUUGGAUCACGAUUUUAGCGUGCCACUGUACCUGCAGCUCUUUUGUGAGGAGACGGUGAGGGCAACCUGUGGAAAACUGUGA